Messenger RNA from Athalia rosae (coleseed sawfly), 3100 nucleotides. Its product is annotated as serologically defined colon cancer antigen 8 homolog. The record is from RefSeq and is a predicted model, not a curated record. Bases 94 to 2862 code for a protein of 922 amino acids. The transcript has 9 exons. NCBI's taxonomy places the organism in Eukaryota, Metazoa, Arthropoda, Insecta, Hymenoptera, Athaliidae. Gene Ontology annotation, biological process: centrosome cycle; tube formation; neuron migration. Gene Ontology annotation, cellular component: centriole; centrosome.
UUCCACUUGCUCUAGCGCUCAUAUCGUUUCAAGGGAAGAGGAAAUAUUAUCGAUCUUGAACGCGGUUAUAUUUAGAGGUGCACCACCAGGGCGAUGCACAGUUCGUGUAAAAUGCUUGGGGCAAACAGUUAUCCUAGGAGAGGACGUUACGGCGUUUCGACGGCCGCAACUACACCCCUGCAGACGCACAACUCCUCCAACAACUUUUUAGUCAGGCCGAGAAUUCCGCUUAGAUCUUACUCGAGGCCAAAAACUGCCGCUAAUCUACUCGGCGUCGAUGCAAUAGGAUUCGGGCGAUCCAAAAGACUCAAGUCUAGGAAACUUAAUGGCUUCCAAAAACCGGAAACUACAAAGAAAAAAGGACCAGAUUACACGGACUUUGCAUACAGAGAGGCAGUCUCAAAGCUAAAAUAUUUACUCGCAGAGUCUUAUAAUCCAAGAACAACACCAAGAGGUGGCAGAUACAACACGGGUAGCAAUCCGAAAAUAAAUAUCGAAUCCGGAGAAGAUACGGAUGACCGUAGUUUGGCAAGUGAAGUUUCACAGGGUAAAGGGCUCCUUGGAAACCUACCCCCUUCAUCUAGCCCUUAUUUACCUCGGACGAAAAAUUCUCAAUUAUCGCGGGGAUGCAGCAACCUCGCUGUGCUUUCUAGAGACCCACAAUCCGCACCUCCCGAACUAAUGUCUUUCAUAGAAAAGCAGGAAGAAUAUAUAGAGCAAUUGGAAAAAGAAUCUCAAUACUGCAGAGAUGAGCUCGGCAAUCUACUCGGAAAAGUUAGAGAGGUAGUUGCGGAAAACGAUACGCUCCACGAUAAAAACAAGAAUGGAUUUCUGAAGUCAGUUCUUGACGUUUACAACGAUAAUUCAGAGGAAGAAAAUCAGGAGCCUAACGAUCAUUCUCUUCAAAGAGAUACAGGAGGUAAAGGGAAGCGCGUGAGGCUCCAGAAGAUACUAGAGGGUCCAAGCAUAGUUUUUGAAUCUCGUAUCAGCGAACUUGAAGCUCAACUAACACAAGCGAAGGUAGAACUUCGAAAAGUCGAGGAAGAGAACCAAGCAAAUUUGAGACGUCUGUUGGAAAUGGGAGGCGGAGAAAAUAAUGCCGAGGCAAAAGUACAACUGGAAAGAGCCCUUAGGGAUAAAAGAGAGGCUGAGGCAAAACUGGAAGAACUUCAAAGGAGCCUUGCUUCGGUGAGGGAUCGGGAAGCGGAUACCGCGCACAAGGCAAAAAGGACCUUAGACGUUCUUGAACAUGCACAAUUCGAAAAAAGUCAGGCGGAAGCGGAAACACGAAGGCUCAGGGAUGAGCUCGAAAGACAACACGAGAGGCUUAGGGAAGCUGCCCAAGAAACAAGUCGCAGAGUGGCCGAAGAAAGGCAUCAGAUAGAACGCAGGUACAGCCAACAAAUAGAACAGCUAACAGCGGAUGCUGCUUCUCACUGGGAUACAGCCAGUAAGUCGCAGUUAGAGUCUGAAAAACAACGUAGAGAAAUGGGAGAUCUCCGAAGAGAUUUGGCGCAAAAACAAGCAUUGAUCGAGGAACUGAAGAAGGAACUUCAGAGCAAGAUUUCCGCGAUGCAGAGCGACCUGAGUCAAGCGGUUGCAGAGAAAGAUGCAGCAGAGCAGGAAAUUUCCGCUUCGAAAUUGUCCGCUGAACGAGCUGAAAGGCAAGCGCGCCAAGAGCAAAACCGAUUGCAAUCGGAGAUCAAUUCCUACAAACAGAGAUUGGAAAGGGCAGACGCCGACCUGGUCCAUUGUCGCCGCGAGAACUUGAGGCUUUCCGAGCAAAUUGCCUCCCUUGAGAAAGAGGUCAGUUUGAACAAGAUGGUAACGAGCGAGGAACACAGGACUCCUGGGACUGCUACAAGGGGUGAAAGUGACAAGGAAUUGACUUCGAUGAUCAUGGACAUCGAAACGAAACAUGCUACGACUGUUGCUGGCCUAGAAGAUGCCCUCGCUAAUCAGGCAACUGUCGUCUCGCAGCUAUCUGUCGAGUGCCAAUCUCUCACACAGCGGUUAGAAGCUAACAGCCUCAAACACAAGGAAGAAAUGGCCAGCCUACAAAGCAACUUAAACUACCUUACAUCAAAAAUACAAGAUUCAUUGGUACAACAGAACGAUAAUCCUGAUACAUCUGUGCACCCUAAAUACAAUACCUCAUCUGCUAACAGUGGCACAGGCUUGGAAGACCAGCAGCAAAAAUUUGCCAGUGAUCAAGCCAAAGGCAGAAGACCCUCGGAAAAAAACCUACAGCCUCCCAUUGCCAAUACAGACUCUACGGCGACCGUUGAGAACGACGUCAACAACGACAAACGCAACAGGGAAGUUGAAAUCAGCAAUGCCGAACAAGAUGAUGAUCAUCAAGCCGUUGACUAUCCAGUUCCUAACGCGAAUGAAGAUCAAGAUACCGCCAAUCACAGGCAAAUGGAAAAUGAUCCGAACCAAGUCCAAUCAGACCCGCAACUCUUGGGAAACUACGAGUCUCAGGAAAUUAAUCCAGGAAAUACUAACAAUCAGGACUACGACUUGGAAAAUUAUCAGAUGGAUAAUCAAAACUACGAUUCUCAAUACGCCGAUCAAUCUUAUGAGCAAUAUGAUCGGUACAAUCAGGGCCAGUAUGAAGAGGGAGGAGAACAAGUUCGGUACGAUGAAAAUCCGGAAAUGUAUCAAAAUAUGCCGUACACUGAACAAGACUAUCAAGGGUAUGGCACAGAAUACGAAGGUGCUACGGAGGAACAGCAGGCUCAUAGCGUUGCUGAACAGCCCCUAGAAAUCGGAGGGGCCUUAGAAACUGAUGAAAGGGACUUUGGGAAACAUCAAACAAUUGCAGAUAAUGCUGCAGCUUCUAUGGCGGGUGAAGAGUGAAAAUGAAUUUAGAGUUGAAAAGAAUUUCAUAAAACUGCAGUAAUACAAACACAAUCAUAAUGUUUAAGUAGAUUUAGACGAAAUUUCGUUGACUAUUAUUGAUUAAAUAGUAUAGAGGUCGAAGUGAGUCUAAUGAUUUGCAAUAUCUCAACUUUAUUAGGGAGCAUUCAAUGAGUUGAUUUGUAAAUUAGUUAUGCUGUUUAAAUAAUUAAAAAUAAGACACCUAGCCAUCCACUGA